Messenger RNA from Bacillus rossius redtenbacheri, 2367 nucleotides. Its product is annotated as amine oxidase [flavin-containing] A-like. Gene Ontology annotation, molecular function: oxidoreductase activity. Lineage: Eukaryota; Metazoa; Arthropoda; Insecta; Phasmatodea; Bacillidae. The transcript is spliced from 10 exons. The record is from RefSeq and is a predicted model, not a curated record. The coding region runs from base 134 to 1687 and encodes 517 amino acids.
GCGGACACACUCGCCGGCCAUCCACCAUCCACCAUCCACCAGCCGCCAGCCGCCAGCGAGGUCCCAGGUGUCGCGCCGAGAGAGUGGAUGAGCACAGCGGCUCCAAGCGGCUUCCCGCCAAGAUCCACGCUCGAUGGAACCCAGGAUGGACGCUAGAAUGAAGCCAGGAAGGGUGAUAGUGGUUGGAGCCGGUCUUAGCGGCCUGUGUGCGGCGCGGCUACUCGCACGUUAUGGCGUUGAUGUGGUGGUGCUGGAGGCUAACGACUACCCGGGCGGCCGUACGCUCACUAUCUACCCCUCAGACACAGACCCCAAGUAUGGCUGGGCCGACCUGGGCGCCUCGUACGUGGGCACUACCCAGACUCACAUCCUGCGACUGGCUAAGGAGCUGGGCUGCACCACGUACCCUACAUACAGCAAGCAGGCCUAUAUCCUCUACAGCAAGGGCCGACACAACUACUACUUCUCGUCGUGGCCUACAUUCUGGUGGAGUAACCCCCUGGCCUGGCUGGAGGUGAUCCAUGUGACCCAGCGACUUGACGCCAUGUGCUGGGAGGUGCCGCCGGACAAGCCCUGGGAGGCACCGCGCGCGCGCGAGUGGGACUCCAUCACUGCCAAGGACUUCUUCAAGAAGCACUGUUGGACUAAGGACUGCUUGGAGUUCCUGAUGUCAAUCUGCUGCGUGACCAACACGGCGGAGGCACACGAGAUGUCACUGCUGUUCUUCCUGUGGUACAUGCGGCAGUGCAAUGGUCUGGACAUCCAGUGGCAGAUCGAGGGCGGUGCCGAGGAGAGCAAGAUAGUGGGCGGCACACAGCAGCUCAGCGUCACCAUGGCCGAGCACCUUGGGGACCGUGUGUACCUGAGCCACCCGGUGACAAGCGUCAACUACUCCGGCGAGGGCGUCACGGUCCAGACACUCAACGGUGCGCAGUUCAAGGGCUCCCACGUCAUUCUCGCGAUGCCACCAGCCAUGCAGGGUAAAAUACAUUUUGAUCCACCUCUCCCCGCUGACAGAGCAAGUCUUAUCCAGAGGUGUCCAAUGGGUUCUGUGCGCAAGUGUCUGGUAUUCUACGAUCAUCCAUUCUGGCUAGCGAAAGGUUACAACGGCAUAGCGACUUGCAACGAUGGCGUGGAGGUGAUAGGCUUCGUGGGCGGCGACGUGAAGCCUGACGUGCAGCUGGUGGGCAUGAUCUGCUUCGUUUACGGCGACAAGGCCAGCAGCAUGAACAACAUGACACUGGAGGAGAGACAGCGCACUGUCUGCAGCUGCCUCGCCCGCUUCUACAAGUCUGACGCCGCUCUCAAGCCUGUGCACUUCAUGGACAAGUACUGGUCGGCGGCGCCCUACAUCGGCGGCGGCUACACCUGCUACUACCCGCCAGGCGUGCUGACGCGGUUCGGCCGCGCGAUCCGCGAGCCAGUCGCGGGGCGGGUGUUCCAGGCGGGCACGGAGACUGCCACUCAGUGGACAGGCUACAUGAGCGGAGCUGUUGAGGCAGGCGAGCGAGCGGCGCGCGAGGUGCUUUCAACGUGUGGCCUCAUCAAAACGAGCGAAGUGUAUGAGAAGAAUCUGUUCAGACCAGUGGAUAAGACUUUUGUGGAGAAAUAUUUACCUGGCAUUGGCACUAUACUGGUUUUUAUAACCCUUAUUUUAGUUUUGCUAAUAAUUUUAGUUCUUAAUUAGGUUGUGUUCACACACAUUUUAUGUAAAUAGUCAAGAUUGUUGUGAUUGUUGAUAAUUUGUACACAAUUAUAAAUGUGAUAUUAUAAAUAUUUAUUUUAAAAGUGUUGUUCCUAUUCGUUAUAGCUUGUGUUUUGUUAUUUCCUAGUAUUGAUAAUACAAAUUGUAUUGGUUCGAUUGCUUCUUUAAUUAAGUCAAACAACCUUUUGUGUUAACAGUACAAAACUAUUAUGCAUAUUACUAUUCUGUGCCUAUCAAUUAAUUAUUUAUAAAAAGUUAAGAUAGUGUAGAAUUUAAAUAGGAAUUUAUUUCUGUUCACUGUUGUUUUAUAUUUUAUAUUACAGAGAAUGUAUGCAUUACCUGUGGCUUUAAAAAAUGUUUACUAGGGAAAUCGAGGAUUGUAUGUAUCCAUCAAUCAUUCAGUUGUACAAAAAUUUAUAAUUUUGUUAUGUUUGAUAAUAUAAACAGUUAUAAUCCCUUAAUCAUCUGUGAUAAAAAAUUUCUAUAAUUUUUUUGUAGAAUUCACUCUGUAUAGAAAAUGCCAUGGCUUGUACAAAAUAAUAUGUACCUACAAAUGCAGGUAUGUUAUGCUGUGGUAUAUUCUGCCUCAAGUCAUAUAUGUAUUCUCUUUUUUUUAUUCUCUAUGUAAGUUAAACUUAUAAAUAAAUUAUUUUGCUUGGAAA